AUGACACAUUCUACACAACCUGUGAAAUCAAUAAAUCUAUGGUAUAUAUUUGAAUGUGAACGCUUAAAACAACUUCAUUUACCAUUGACUCGAUUACAGCUACAACAUUUCCACAAGUAUGAUCAAAUUGAAUCCAAUCAAGAAGUGAAAGCAAAUGAAUGUGUUCAUUUCAGCAAGUACAAUUUAAAUACAUGUCCAAUACAUAAUAAUGGUAGACGAAAUCUUCUUCAGCCGUUUACAACUUUAAACAAACCAAUCAACUGCAAGUGUACAUGUAUAAAUCAUGGUAAUAUAUGGGGAAAAGGAAAUAAUAAAUUGGAACCAGUUAAUUUACCUUUAUGGUGUAAACCAGAAUUGUCAAUUUCAGUAGGUAGUUUACGUAAGAAAGCUCAAGAAGAUUAUCAACAAUAUCGUUUGUAUAAAUCUGAUAGAAAAAGAAGAGAUAUUUUCACUGGAGAAAAAUAA
Heterobilharzia americana is the source of this 465-nucleotide messenger RNA. Lineage: Eukaryota; Metazoa; Platyhelminthes; Trematoda; Strigeidida; Schistosomatidae. The record is from the annotation of a GenBank genome assembly.